Messenger RNA from Caenorhabditis bovis, 549 nucleotides. Lineage: Eukaryota; Metazoa; Nematoda; Chromadorea; Rhabditida; Rhabditidae. The record is from the annotation of a GenBank genome assembly.
AUGGGAGCAGCAACGUCGUCGGAAUUUGAUGGCGUUGAUCAGCGGCGUCGAGCGUUCUCGAUGGCCGGUCGCUUAUCGAGAAGUGUUGAUAAUGAUUAUGUGACCGCGUUUGACGUGAAACAAAUGAUGGAGCAGCGGAUGAGAGCCGAGACGGUGACGGUGGCAGCGUUGCAGCGAAGUGCGAGCAGCGAUCGAAUCGAACGCGAGAUUCUCGACGGGAUACUGAUGGAGACGAAGAAGGCGACGCCGCCGAUGGCGGUCGCUGUCAAGAAGAAGGCGAGCGUAUGUUCGCAGCGAUCGGAGGACUCGGGUGUCGGCGGCUCGCAUCCCGACUCGCCCGUCCUUCCGCCGCCGUCGAUGCGACGCGUGACAGUCUCGAACAUCGAUGAGACGAUUGUGUUCGACGCCGACAAACCGGUGAAGAAGGGCAAAAUGAGGCGAGCGAUGAGGAAGGUGUUCAAGAAGAAUGACGAUGAUAAGGGCGAGAAGCGAAGAAGGUCCAAAUCGUUGGGUGCCGCGUUGGCGCAUGAUUUUGAGAGUUUUCAAUAA